This is a messenger RNA of Equus quagga, 1671 nucleotides long. RefSeq names its product histone H2A-Bbd type 2/3-like. Gene Ontology annotation, cellular component: nucleosome. Gene Ontology annotation, molecular function: structural constituent of chromatin; DNA binding; protein heterodimerization activity. The transcript has a single exon. The record is from RefSeq and is a predicted model, not a curated record. Bases 1225 to 1569 code for a protein of 114 amino acids. NCBI's taxonomy places the organism in Eukaryota, Metazoa, Chordata, Mammalia, Perissodactyla, Equidae.
UGCUGCAAGCCAAACAAGACAAAACACACGGAAAAGAGCAAGUUUCAGGGAGGACGUGGAGAAUUUUGGACCCUCACGCGCCGCUGCUUGGAAUGCAAAAUGGUAGCGCCGCUGUGGAAAUCAGUGGGGCGGUUCCUCGGUAAAUUAACCAUAGAACUACCACGUGACCCCGCCAUCCCACUCGCAGAUAUCUACCCAAAAGCAUUGAGAAGAGGUGUUCCCACAGAUCCGUGUAGGGGAAUGUUCACUGCAGCGCUAUUCCCAAGAGCCAGAAGGUGGCCAUCACCCAAACGUCCAUGCACUGGUGAACGGGUGGAUACGCAGCGUGCGGUCUCUCCAUACCAGGGAAUCUCGCUGAGCCGCGAAGAGGAAUGCAGCGCUGAUUCGUGCUGCCACGGGGACGAACCACAGCGAAAACGUGAUGCUAAGUGAAAGCAGCCAGGCACCAAAGGCCACCGCUUUAUGGUACGACUCCAUCUGGAGGAAGUCUCCAGAAGAGGCCGACCUCUGUGGACAGGAAGCAAGAGUGGUUGCCUGGGUGCUGGCCGGUGGCGGGCUGGGGUGGGUUUGCGGGGCGGUGGAGGAGUCGGGGUUAGGGGUCGGGUGGGGCCGGCGGGUGGGGAGCGACGGCCGGACGGGCACAGGGGUUUCUUUUUGGGGUGGCGCCAACGUUUUGGAAGCGGGUAGUUGCGACGGUUGCCCGGCCCCGCGGGUGUCCACUUGGUGGCAGUGGGUCGUCCCCACGUCUGUUGUUCUUCUCCGUCCAGGCUCCCAGCCAGGGGCAAGGGAACGCUCCCUCGAAGAGAGGGUCCAGGGCGCAGCGCGAGCAGGCUCGUGCCCGCGCCCUUUCUUGGCGGGCCCAGGCCCGCCACUUCCGGCGGCCAAUGGGAGAGCGGUGACCUCACCGGAUCUACCUGUCACGGCGCGUGCGCCCAGACCAACUGGGGGGCCGGCCCGACGUCGCUAGGAUACCGAGGAGGGGCCUGAGUACCGGCCGUCUUGAGAGCUUGGGGCGCCGCCGAGCCUUCGCACCUCGCCUCGCCGAACCUCACCGCACCUGGUCCCGCCGGUGGCACCUCUCCUCACCGCACCGCACCGCGCCGCGCCGAGCCGCGCCGAGCCGAGCUGAGCCGAGCCGAGCCGAGCCGAGCCGGAGGCUCCGCAUCCCACCGCGCCGCCCAAGAGCUAGGCCCGUCGGAGGAGAACGCGCAGCCCACGCCCAGCAUGCCGGGGAAUCGCAGCCGUCGUCGUCGAGGGUCCUCCCACGGCCAGGGCCGGCCCCGCUCCCGCACCGCCCGAGCGCAGCUGUCGUUUUCCGUGAGCUGGGUGGAGCACCUCCUGCGGGAGGGCCACUACGCCCGGCGCCUGAGCCCCUCCGCCCCGGUCUUCCUGGCGGCCGUCAUCCAGUACCUGACGGCCAAGGUCCUGGAGCUGGCGGGCAACGAGGCCUGCAAGAGCGGCAGGAGGCGCAUCACCCCGGAGCUCGUGGACAUGGCGGUCCACAACAACGCGCUGCUCAGCGGCUUCUUUGGCGCCACGACCAUCUCCCAGGUGGCCCCGGGCCGGUAGUAGCUGCCCAGCGCGACCCGGGUCCCCGGGCCGACCGACCGUCGGGCCCCAGGCCCGCUCACAGCCCCGGGGCGGCCCCAGCCUGUCUGGGGCCUCGGGCAC